This is a messenger RNA of Penicillium waksmanii, 531 nucleotides long. RefSeq lists its product as uncharacterized. The record is from RefSeq and is a predicted model, not a curated record. The coding region runs from base 1 to 531 and encodes 176 amino acids. The transcript has a single exon. Lineage: Eukaryota; Fungi; Ascomycota; Eurotiomycetes; Eurotiales; Aspergillaceae.
AUGCGCUUUUCUAUUUAUUUCGGCGCUCUACUCUUGGCCCCAAUGUCCGCUCUGGCCAGUCCGACUAUCGCUGCCGAUUCCAAUUUAAACCUCCUCCGUCGCGAGGACAAGCUGAGUCCCUCGCAAGGACGCGUGAGCCCAGCGCAUGUCCUGGCUCGUUCCCCUCGACCCGAUUCAGACGACGACGACGACGUCGAGUGUUCAAGCGACCAGGUCAAGUGCGGAAAUGCUUGCUUCCCGGAAUCUUACAGCUGCUGUCCCAACGAUUUCUCCGGCGGCUGUCCUUCGGAUAAGGAAUGCCGGAAGAAGAAUAGUCGUUAUGGUUGCUGUGAUGAUGACGACGAUGACAACUGCCGCUAUGAUGACGACGAUGGCCGUAGCAUCUUUGACAAGGCCGAUGACUUCGGCGAUAAUGUGAAGGACAAGUGGGAUGACUUCUGGGGUAACGAUGGUCCCUCUCUCAAGCCAGAGCUCCGAGUCAUGGGCGGAUUGACGGGGUUGGCUGUUGCGAUGAGCUUGUUCUUGAUGUAA